Amaranthus tricolor (Joseph's coat) is the source of this 3202-nucleotide messenger RNA. RefSeq lists its product as uncharacterized. NCBI's taxonomy places the organism in Eukaryota, Viridiplantae, Streptophyta, Magnoliopsida, Caryophyllales, Amaranthaceae. Gene Ontology annotation, biological process: regulation of telomere maintenance. The transcript has 13 exons. Bases 253 to 2964 code for a protein of 903 amino acids. The record is from RefSeq and is a predicted model, not a curated record. Gene Ontology annotation, cellular component: nucleus.
UAAGGGAGGAAGUAUAAUUUUACCCAAACUGCCACAAUGCUCUGAGUCUCGAUCUAUGAAUAUAUAUCGAAUUGAAGUUCGUUUCCAGUUUUCAUGUUUCCACAUCCAUCGACCGUCCCACUUAAAACACCAAUAUACAAAUCUCUCAAAACCCAACAUUCAAGAACUUUGGUAAUCCCUACAAGGCUACAACUCUCUUUUGUUCGUGUUUGAUCUAAUAUAUUCAUACAAAUCGAAUCUUUCUGCAAAUCAAUGGACCAUUCAUGGCGUCCUAACCCAAUUCAAGGUAAUAUCUGUCCUACUUGUUCUUUUUCUCACUUUCCCUUUUGCCCUCCUAACUCUCAUCCCUCUGCAUAUUCUACACCUGCUUUUGAUUCCAUUCGUUCCCCAAUUAACUUUAACCAAACCAAUUAUAAUAACAAUCCGGGUGACCCAUAUUAUGAUCCGAGCUAUAGUAACAGAAACCCAAGUUUUCCUCAUGUAGGUGAUUUUGGAACUGUUAAUAGAGGUCCCUAUCCUAUGAAAAAUCAUGGUUCUGGAUAUGGGGAUGGUGGUUACAUGUGGAAUGAUUAUAGUAAUGUUAAUAAUAGGAGUAGCAAAAGAUUAAGGGUAGAUGGAAACGAUUGUGGGCCAUAUGGGCCAAACGGCGUUGCUAGGGUUUCGUCGAAUUUUCAUGUGGAAGAUAAUGAAAAGAGAUUGAAGUCGGUUCAUGAUCAAGGAGUGUUUAAUCCAGGUUUUGGUUUUGGUGGGGAUGUGAGAGGGUAUGCUUCAGGAAGUUCUGGUUUUGAUUGGAAUUUUGAUGGUUGGCAUCAUGGGAAUUCGAGUAAUUGUGGAUUGCGACCUCCGGGAAAUGUGGAGAUGAGAAACUCGUUGGGGACGGGGCAUAAUGUGCAUUUUGGAUCGCAGUUUGUUAUGAAUAGGAGUGCCUCCAAUGUGGAGCAAGAUGUAUUGGGAAAUCAAUAUCAACAGCAAGCUCAAUAUGGGCAAGUGGAGAACCCUUCUGAUCCCAGUAGAUUUUAUCAGGGAGGGGUUGGACAUGAUAUUAAUGGACAGGGGCAUGGUUAUCAUUACUCAAACUAUGGAAAUUCUCAUGGUUUAAAAGAGAUGUAUAGUGGCAAUGUGGACUCUAUGCAUCCUAACAAUGCUCCAAUGCACAAUGAUCAUAGGAACAAUAUGCCAUCAUUGAACCACUACCCAAACAACCAUUCUCCGUUACCUUCUACAGGGCAACAACCUGGUCGUUUGAGAUAUGAUUAUGGUUCUCAACACCAAAUUAGUGAUGUACAUCCACCUCCUGUUGAUGGGUAUCAAGUUCCAACUGGUAAUCAAAAUGUUUCUACCCAGGCUCAUUAUGGGGUCUCAAAUAUGAAUUAUCAAGGAGGUUAUGGUAACUCUAAUUCAGAUAAAAUGGCUCACAUGCAUGCUUCACUAGGAUAUGAUGUACAGCCUCCACUGCCAACUUCUCCUCCCCCUCCUCUGCCUAGGGAGCCACCAGUUAGCUGGCCAGUAGAACAAAAGCCGUUAUCUUCACCAUUGAUAGUGUCCUCCUCUUUAUUUCCUGUUCAUGCUGACUCUUCAGCGGCUGUGCUCCCUGCACAAGUCCCCAUUCCCGAAUCUCACUCACGAGCCGCCCCACUUCUAUUGAGCUCUCAAACUGGACAUACAACACGUGGAGCGUUUCAAGGGGAUCCUCAAGGCACUUCAACAUUAAUUAGACAAUAUGUUGGAGAUGGCCAAUCACGCUUACCAAAGAAUAACUUUGCUGAUAAACCUAAAAUUAUUGAUGCUGCCCACUUAUUCAAGCCACCUCAUCGAGCAUCUCGUCCAGAUCAUUUUGUAAUCAUACUUCGAGGCCUACCAGGAAGUGGAAAGAGUUACUUAGCAAAGAUGUUACGAGAUUUGGAAGUUGAACAUGGUGGUAAAGCGCCUAGAAUUCAUUCAAUGGAUGAUUAUUUCAUGACUGAAGUUGAGAAGGUUGAUGAGAAGGAGGCUUCAAAAUCGUUAGUGAGAUUCAAGAAACCCGUCAUGAAGGUCUUAGAGUAUAGUUAUGAACCUGAAAUGGAGGAGGCUUAUAGAUCGAGCAUGCUAAAAGCAUUUAAGAAGACUCUUGAGGAGGGUUCCUUCACCUUCGUAAUUGUGGAUGACCGCAAUCUGCGGGUAGCUGAUUUUGCUCAGUUUUGGGCAUCUGCAAAGAGGUUGGGCUAUGAAGUUUAUGUACUGGAAGCGCCGUAUAAGGAUCCAACAGGUUGCACUGCUAGGAACAUCCAUGGCUUUACUCAGGUUGAAGUGGAAAAGAUGGCUGCACUAUGGGAAGAAGCUCCAUCGCUAUACUUACAAGUGGAUGUUAAGUCUCUAUUCCAUGGAGAUGAUUUGAAGGAAAGCAAUAUAGAAGAGGUUGAUAUGGACACAGAAGAUGACAACAUUGAUGGAGGCUUGAAUAAGUUGGAUGAGAGCGUAACUGAGAAAAUUGUUACGGCUUCAGCGGGAGACCUCGGACAAUAUGUUUUACAGAAGGAUGAGUGGAACUUUGAGACUCAGGUUCAUAAUUCAUCAGAGGAAGUCAAAGAUUUAGGACGUAGUAAGUGGUCUGGCAAUUUGGAUGAUGAUGACAAUGAAAGGACUGAAGUUUUGAAGGGCAAGGCAAAUGUUUUGUCUGGAUCGGUGAGAACUUAUGGGAGAGAAGGUAAAUCUGUUCAUUGGGGGGAUCAGAGUGGUCGUACUGGGUUUUCCAUUGGUGCUGUCAAGAAGGCAAAUUCAGGUUCGUUGGUCAUCGGUCCUGGUCCAGGCUACAACCUGAAGUCGAAUCCAUUGCUUGAGGAGGAAGCAAAAACCGGAAAACCUGGAGUUAUGAAGAAGCAGCAUAGCAUGUUUAAGGAGAGGCUGCGUGCAGAGCAAGAGUCCUUUAAAGCUGUUUUCGACAGAAGGCGACAUCGUAUUGGGGGUCUUGAUGCAGAUGAUGAUUGAUUCGCCAAAAUUAAUUAUAUAAAAUUUUGCAGUUAGCAAUUUUUUACUUUUACAUUGCCCCUGCUGUAUAUUAAAUGCUCAAACCAGCUGAUAUAAACAUUAUAUUGCCUGUAUUAUGAUGUAAACCAGGAUGUGAGCCUAAUCAAUCCGGUGUUGGCGAAUCGUGCAUUGUAAAACCAAUGAAGUUCGACAUAUAUGAUUGAUUUUCAUCAGAUUUAAAUGUUUCUAAUGUGAUUUA